This is a messenger RNA of Harpegnathos saltator (Jerdon's jumping ant), 4999 nucleotides long. RefSeq lists its product as uncharacterized. The record is from RefSeq and is a predicted model, not a curated record. The coding region runs from base 4102 to 4821 and encodes 239 amino acids. The transcript has a single exon. Lineage: Eukaryota; Metazoa; Arthropoda; Insecta; Hymenoptera; Formicidae.
AAACACUUUUAGAUAUAGUGGAACAUAAUCGUCAACCAACCAUCGACACAUAAAUUUGGCAUUUCACGAUUUAGAUUAUUUUCGACUUUUCUUCUUGCUGAUUCGUAGAAAUUCAUUUAUUUCGCGGUAAUAUAUUAGAUAAUAUAAUAUAUUAGGUCAUUAAGUAUGAAAUGUUCGAUUUCGAAACAAAAGUUUGGUUCAUUACAUCUCAAACCAGAAAUAGUAAAAUUAAUCAAAGUAUGCGCUUAAACUAUCGACACAAUUCUGCCAUCUUAACGGUAGCUUAUUCAUAUCAACAGCGAAAAAGCCUGAAGAGCGAGUGACGAUGAAAUCGCGGAAGUCGUUUUCCACAGAUUGUUGAAAAUUGAAUAUUGUUGUGCAAACGCGAGACAAACUCCGCCGCGCGGAAAGAAAUAACUUUAUAUUGGGUUGGAGACGAAAAGUUUUAUAUACAGCGAAACCUUACAGCCAUGAACUCUCCCGCGCGUAAAUUGUAAAGAUAGAGCCGACUCUGAACGCUGCACGUCAGCCUGUGUCGACGGCUCGUGCUCGACCUCCUCUGUUUCUUUUUGUUAUUUAUUCCCUCGUUGCCCAGCUGAUCGCCUGUCAAUUUCUCAAUCGAUGCCGCCGGUUCAAGCCCGCGAACAGCCGACGUUGCCACACAUACGGUGGCUCGGAUACAUUACUCCUCUUCUCUCUGAAAUUGUCGUCCCGACAAUUCAUGGAAGUUGUCCUCUUCUUAAUCCAAGGAACUUCAUGGACCUUGUCCUGUCCUGAGCUGCUGCUGCAAGUUUUGCGGACUCCAUAAAUUUCUAUUCCCGAUUAAGAAGUGCGUCCGCUUCAAAUACGUCCUCCAGGAGGUGAUCAGUUUCCAAGACGUUCCUAGGAGUGACCGAAGUUUUUUGUCGAACCUCGCCUUCUUCUUGACAUCGGUCUUCAAACAAGGGGGGGGGGAAUUUCCAUGAACUCAUCCAUUCUCAGUGAGAACUUCCUGAGUUCCUACCUUGGCAUUCGCCCUUUUUUUCCGAAAGACUCACGGGAAAACCACGAUCAAAAACCGUGAGUAAGGUAGUCUUCUUAGUCUGUUGAAGAUAGAUAAAAUUUCAUCAAGCUGGACAACGAAUCUGGGAAAAGCAAAGUGAAAAACGUUGUUUCUGAAAAACAAAGAGAAUUAAUGAAUCUUCAUCUUUCAAAUAUUGCCUGAUAUCGGGCUCAGACUUAAAAAAAAAUGUUAAAUCGCUCGUUUGUGAAAGGAAGCUAAUCUAUCAGAAUGAACUAUUUUCUUCUUAUAUUUUUUCGAUUUCUGAAUACAAUAUACCACGUCACUUAAUUUCUUAACGACUUUAAAACCUUCCCAAUGUGAUUAUAGUUUUGGCGCUCUUCCCACUUUACGACGGAGAUUAUAAAACCAAACUUUACUUCCCUCAGCAAAAUGACACUUCUUAGCGCCCUGAUCGUAACGAAAUUUGAAAGACAUAGAUUUUUUAAACAAAUUUUGCUUAGCGACUUCAUGAAUUGAAUCUAAUUUCUCUUGAAGUUGAUGGCAAUAAUUAUUUGUCAUCUCUGUCUCAGAAGGAGGAAUUCCGCACAAUAAAUCAAACGGCAACCUGAGUUCUCGACCUAAAUAUACCUCAGCUAGCAAAAUUCCGGUGGACUCAUGUUGUGAAGAUCGAUACGCGAGAAGAAACAUCGGAAUUCACUGAUCCCAAUCCCUCUGAUUUUUAGAAAUAAAUUAAGACAAAUAAUUGACAAUAGUAAAAUGUUGUCUCUCCAUUUGGCCAUCAGACUGCGGAUGUAACGCGGAAGUGCGUGUCUUCCCAAUUCCCAUUAACCUUGAAACCUCCUGCAAUAAUCGGGAUUCAAAACUUCUGCCCUGAUUUGUGCGGAGCUCCAAAGGCUCCAUGUCUGGAAAUAAAUUGCUUCACAAAUACAUCCGCCACAGUAGAAGCUCUUACAUUCUUAACAGGAAAGGCUUCAACCCAUUUGGAAAAACAAUCUGCAAUUACCAACAAGUACUUAUUUCCCGAAAAAGUAGUUGGAAGAGGCCUAAGAAUGUCCAUCUAGAGCCUCUCCAGCGGUAAUCCAACAUUAUAAAUCUGCAAAGGAGGCUUUCCUUUAUCAGCAGGGCCCUUUUUCGCAACACAAAUUUUGCAUGACUUACACCAAUUGUCGACAUCCUUUUUGCAGGUCGCCCAAUAAAAUCUUUUCCGAAUCUUAUCUAAGGUUUUGUUGACUUCAAAAUGUUCACCGGAUGGAGAAUCAUAAGCCUCCCUUAAAACUUCCUUAAUCCUAUUCUGAGGAACGAUAACCUGAAGAAUAUGCGAUUUAAGAUUAGGACUCUCCCAUUUCUUAUAAAGGACUCCAUCCCUCAAAAUCAAUAAAUCCCAAUAGGACCAGUAAAUUUUCGUAAAAUUUUUGGAGAAGUAGUUUGCUAAAGCGGUCGUUGUUGCUGCUCCUUUCCAAGCAAAAUAAAAGAAAUAAAUCUUCCAAUUGUUCUUUCCUCCAGUCAAUAGAAUUACUCUCCCCAAAAAUUAUUCGUCCCAAUAUCUCUUUACUAUUCAUAGUCUCUCUUGACUCCACUCUUAUACAAUAACUACAAGGGUUCUCUUUACAAGGUCAACGAGAAAGUCCAUCGGCAUUCUUGUUCGCGCUUUCUUUUCGAUAUUCAAUCUUAAAAUCGUAUUGUUAUACCUUUUCAAUCCAUCGAGCAAGUUGCCUUUUCAAGUUUUUAAAUAACAGCAGCCAUUUUAGGAAUUGGUGAUCUGUUCCAAUUAUAAAUUUCUGUCCAUAAAGAUAAUGAUGGAAAAAUUUCAAAGAAUCUACAAUUGCUAAUAAUUUUCUCCGCGUUACACAAUAAUUUCGCUCUGCUUUACUUAGCACUCGGCUAUACCAGGUAGUAAGCUAGAACUUUUUCAGUUCCAUAUUGAACUUGCGAUAAAACAGCACCGAUCCCAUGGCCUGAAUUAUCGAUGUCGAGGAUAAAUUCCAUAUUUUCCAAAGGAAAGGAAAGAAUUGGAGGAGUAAUCAAUGCUCAUUUAAGAUUUUCAAAAGUUUGUUAACAUUGCUCAGUCCAUGAAAACUUAAUUAAAUUCUCUGUCAAUGUAUACAAGGGUUUUGCAAUCAACGAGAAUCCUUUAACAAAUCUUCGAUAAUAAGAGCAGAAACCAAGAAAACUCCAAACUUGCUUCUUGAUCAUGGGGACAGACCAUUUCGCCAUUACAGAGAUCUUUUGUGGAUCCGUCAUUAUUCUCUUCUCAGAAAUUAUAUGACCGAAGAAAGUUACACUUUUGCUAAACAAAAUAUAUUUUUAAGGUUAAUCUUCAAAUUGACUUUCCUUAACCUUGAAAAUACCUCACAAAGAUUCUCCAUGAUUCCUUGAAACGUCGGACUGAAAACAAUUACAUCAUCUAAAUAAACAAGACAAAUCUUAAAUAAAAGUCCAUGUAAAAUCUUUUCCAUCAUUCGCUCAAAGGUCGUCGGAGCAUUGUAUAAUCCAAAUGGCAUGACAGUAAAUUGCCACAACCUAACUCCCCAAAGAAAAAGCUAUCUUUUCCUUAUCCUCUUCUCGGAAUUUUACUUGCCAUUACCCGUUCUUCAAAUCAAUUAUUAAAAACUCGGUUCUGAGGCCAUGAGUUCAGCUGUAUCUUUGGCUAGUCCAACUUUUCUAAAUAGAUCAUUGAGUUCCGCUUGAGUGUUUACAUGGCCUCAGAAAUGAAGAAGAAAAGUUUGUUAGUGACGAACACUAAAGCUUCAUUUUAUCGAGAGCGAGAAAAAGAUUUUCGAAAAUAUUUCACGCAAGAUUCCAAUUUAGUUUAUCGCUCGAAUGUUAAAGGACUGAUUGAUGAAUUAAAGCCUAAUAUAUACAAAUGUAAUGAAUGGAGGUUAUUUAUUGACUCUUCCAAACGAAGCCUAAAGGCAGUGUUACUCCACAAUAUAAACAAGUAUGCUUCUUUACCGAUAGCACAUUUAACUGUGCUUAAGGAAGAAUAUUGUAACAUUGAAAUGGUCUUGAAUAAAAUCAAAUAUCAAGAACAUAGAUGGCAAAUUUGCGGAGAUCUGAAAAUUUUGUCCAUGAUACUAGGACAAUAAUCGGGCUUUACUAUGUACCCAUGUUAUCUGUGUAUGUUCGAUAUAGAUAGAAAGAAUCACUACAUAAAAAAACAGUGGCCAGCAAGAUCAUCACUCGAACCUGGUUCAGGGAACAUUGUACAUCAGCCACUAAUAGAGCCUUCUAAAAUUCUCCUUCCUCCUCUUCAUAUCAAACUUGGUUUGAUGAAACAAUUCGUCAAAGCUCUCAACAAAGGGCAAAUGUUUCGAAUAUUUAGGACAAGUAAUGUAUCUAAAGCCAAAUUAAAGGAUGGUAUUUUUGAUGGCCCGCAAAUUCGCAAAUUGUUUAGGGAUGAAAAUUUCGUUACUACUAUGAAUGAGCAGGAAAAGGUAGCAUGGCUUAGUUUUAAAAAUGUCGCAACAAAAUUUUUGGGGAAUAAUAAAGAUGAAGACUACAAAAGAAUAAUAGAAAAUAUGAUAGAGAACUUUCAAAAAUUAGGUUGUCUAAUGAAUUUGAAACUACAGUUUCUUGAUUUUCAUCUCGACAGCUUUACAGAAAAUCUUGGAGAUUGUAGUGAAGAACAAGGUGAAAGAUUCCAUCAGGAUAUGAAAGAAAUAGAGCGUCGAUAUCAAGGAAGAUGGGACAUUAAUAUAAUGGCUGAUUUUUGCUGGAUGCUGAAGAGAAAAACCCGGACAAAAGGACAGAAACGACAUAGAAAUCCCUUACACAAGUCAUUUGAAGACAAACGUGAACGAAGGCGCAAACCAAUAUAAGUUAUAGAUGCAAAAUAACCGUAAUAAGUCCCAUUUUUAUUUCACAAGUCAAAAUUCUCAAGAAUAAACCUGUCUCUUUCAAUCGGCCGACUCCUUCUAAUGAUACAUAGCACUUACAUCAGAAAUCGUGUGUUUUCAACAGUUUUUGUGGUUCUGAAGGCAAAAUAACCACGAUAAC